UUUGAGUCCACACUACAUGGAGGCGUUAACACUUCCUUUCUUGGCGAAGUGUGUCGAAAGAAGUGUCUUCAGUCCUUUUACAGCUUGUAACCAUGGCCCCCGGCACGCAAACGGACGACAGGGUCUCCAGUGUACGGGAAGGCAUUCGUGCCAUUCUGCUCGGCCCGCCCGGUGCGGGGAAAGGGACGCAGGCACCCAGGCUUGCAGAGAAGUAUUGUGUGUGUCAUUUAGCCACUGGAGACAUGCUGAGAGCCAUGGUGGCAUCUGGCUCAGACCUUGGCCAGCGUCUCAAGGAAACCAUGGAUGCCGGCAAACUGGUGAGUGAUGAGAUGGUGGUGGAGCUCAUAGACAACAACCUGGAUACACCUGACUGCAAGAAUGGAUUCCUUUUGGAUGGUUUCCCACGUACUGUCAAGCAGGCAGAAAUGUUGGAUGGCCUCCUGGUGAAGCGUAGUGAAAAACUGGACUCUGUGGUUGAAUUCUCUGUUGAUGACUCUCUGCUAGUACGCAGGAUCUGUGGGAGGCUCAUCCACCAGCCUAGUGGCCGAUCUUACCAUGAAGAGUUCAACCCUCCCAAGGAGCCUAUGAAGGAUGAUGUGACCGGGGAGCCUCUUAUGCGGCGUAGUGAUGACAAUGAGACCACGUUGCGCACUCGGCUAGAGUCCUACCACAAGCAGACGGCCCCUCUAGUGCAGUACUACAGUUCCCGUGGAUUGCAUACUGCAGUUGAUGCUUCUCAGUCCCCCGACCUUGUCUUUGCCUCCAUCCUCGCUGCCUUCUCUGCUGCUACCUGUAAAGAUCUUGUGUAUUUUAUCUAAAUCAUCUCUGCAUUCCUUUAUUCACUCUCACUUUAAAGGGCUCCAUAAUGAUCACAUUUGUAUUGUGACACGAUAUUUGAAUCUUUUCCGGAAUAUUCUUAAUUCUUUUCAUUACAAUUGGUUUUUGAUUCCUCUGGCACUUCUUGUGCCAUGGGUAACUGAUCUCCUUAAAUAGCAUCUUAAAUAUAGUGCGUAGAACAUCAGGAAACUGUGAUUGUACUACCCACACACAAUUUAUUGUCUGUAUAGACCACAUACAAAUUGAAACUAAUGUCGUUUGGUUAAUUGCCUCCAUAUAAUGGAUACAGGUGCUGUAGCACUUUUUUUCUUUUGCCAGACACUUAUAAAAGGGUAUGAUAAUGUAAUUUGCACUACUGCAGGUUAGAUGUAAGCCUAUUUACACAAGGUAAUGUUAUAAAGAAUAACACGGCCUGACUGAUGGAUUUGGCUCAUGUAGUAAUGCUUGUUUUCCAGUGGAGGUGUGAAUAUUUAAUAAGGACUGCACUUCAUUUUGCCAUUCAAUGGGAUGAUUACUGAACAAAAUAAAGCAUUUUAUGUUUCUAUUUCA
Messenger RNA from Myxocyprinus asiaticus (Chinese sucker), 1386 nucleotides. RefSeq names its product adenylate kinase 2, mitochondrial-like. The transcript is spliced from 6 exons. Gene Ontology annotation, biological process: ADP biosynthetic process. NCBI's taxonomy places the organism in Eukaryota, Metazoa, Chordata, Actinopteri, Cypriniformes, Catostomidae. The record is from RefSeq and is a predicted model, not a curated record. Gene Ontology annotation, molecular function: ATP binding; AMP kinase activity. Gene Ontology annotation, cellular component: mitochondrion; cytoplasm. Bases 93 to 818 code for a protein of 241 amino acids.